AUGUCUGCUUGUAACACCUUUACUGAACACGUUUGGAAACCUGGUGAAUGCAAAAACUGUUUUAAACCCAAAAGCUUGCACCAGCUCCCCCCAGAUCCUGAGAAGGCACCCAUCACCCAUGGCAAUGUGAAAACGAACGCCAACCACAGUAACAACCAUCGCAUCAGGAACACUGCAAAUGUCCGGCCUCCGGUGGCCAAGAAGCCCACUAUAGCUGUGAAGCCCACUAUGAUGGUGGCAGAUGGGCAGAGUUUAUGCGGUGAGCUUAGCAUCCAAGAACACUGUGAGAAUAAACCUGUCAUCAUAGGGUGGAACCGAAACAGGACUGCCGUGACUCAGAAACCACUUAACAAUAACAAUGAAGAUGAUAUUGAAGGAUUUAGCCAUGCUUCUAAGCCUUACAGCAGUAAUGACAGUGCAAAGAAGGUAUCGAAUAACAAUAACGGGCUGACGGAAGUGUUAAAGGAGAUAGCCGGCUUAGAGAGCACCCCUCAGAUAGGAGGAAAUGAAACAACCUCUAGAGAAACAUUCUUAGGAAGAAUAAAUAAUUGCUACAAAAGGUCAUUGGAAAGAAAGCUUCCACCAAGUUGCAUGAUGGGAGGCUUAAAGGACACUCAGGGAAAGCAUGUCGUUCUGAGUGGGAGCACGGAAGUGAUCAGUAAUGAAGGGGGCCGCUUCUGUUACCCAGAGUUUUCAAGUGGUGAGGAAAGUGAGGACGAUGUUCUUUUCAGUAACGUGGAGGGAGAGCAUGAGAGCUGGGAUGAGAGUGACGAAGAGCUCUUAGCCAUGGAGAUCCGCAUGAGAGGGCAACCUCGCUUUGCUAACUUUAGGGCAAAUACUUUAUCUCCUGUUCGGUUCUUUGUGGAUAAAAAAUGGAAUACUGUCCCCCUGCGCAACAAAUCCCUGCAGAGAAUCUGUGCUGUGGACUAUGAUGAUAGUUAUGAUGAAAUCCUGAAUGGUUACGAGGAGAAUUCUGUGGUCUCCUAUGGACCUGGAAGCCUGCAGAGCAUGGUGUCGACUGACUCCACAUCACCAGACUCUUCUCUAACAGAAGAAUCACGUUCCGAGACUGCCAGUAGUUUAUCUCAGAAGAUUUGCAAUGGGGCCGUGUCACCUGGUCACCAGGGAGACUCAAAGAACCUGAAGGAAACGGAACCAAAGUAUGAAAGUCUCUCUGGCAGUAACCCAGAGGAUUCAGCACAGGUUUCUAAAAGCCCAGCAAAAGUUCCCGAGACACACAAAGCAGUCCUUGCCCUCCGGCUGGAAGAGAAAAAUGGCAAGAUUGCCGUACAAACUGAAAAGCAAGAAAGCAAAACCUCUACAGACAUUGCUGGCCAAGCAGUGACCAUAAGCCUCGUCCCUGUCGAAGAGCAAGCAAAGCCCUACCGUGUCGUAAAUCUAGAACAGCCACUGUGCAAGCCAUAUACUGUCGUGGAUGUGUCUGCAGCCAUGGCCAGCGAGCACCUGGAGGGCCCCACCCACAGCCCGAAGGUGAAAAGCUCAUCUUCUACUCCAAGCUCUCCUGUGACGGCCACGGCACUGACAUCAGGACAAGUAAGUGUGCCUUUCCAGAAAUCCAGUGCAAUCCGAUACCAGGAAGUGUGGACUUCCAGCACCAGUCCACGACAAAAGAUUCCCAAGGUGGAAUUAAUCAGUGGUGGAACAGGACCAAAUAUCCCUCCAAGGAAAAGCUGUCACAAAUCAGCACCUACAUCCCCCACAGCCACAAACAUCUCCUCCAGAACCAUCCCUGUGAAGUCACCUAACUUGUCUGAAAUAAAAUUUAAUAGUUACAACAAUGCUGGGAUGCCACCUUUUCCAAUUAUCAUCCAUGAUGAGCCAACUUACGCGCGGAGUUCCAAAAACGCUAUCAAAGUUCCCAUUGUAAUCAAUCCAAAUGCAUAUGACAAUCUAGCCAUCUACAAAAGCUUUCUGGGAACGAGCGGAGAGCUUUCCGUGAAAGAAAAGACCACAAGUAUUAUAAGCCAUACUUAUGAAGAAAUAGAAACUGAGAGCAAAGCGUCUGACGGCACCACUAGCAAACCCAUCGACUGUCCCCCAGCUAAGGUGGUUUCAAGCAGCACUGAGCGUAAAAGAGGCUCGGUGGCACAGAAGGUGCAGGAGUUCAACAACUGUCUUAGCAGAGGUCAGUCUUCACCGCAGAGAAGCUACAGUUCUAGCCACAGCUCCCCAACCAAGAUCCAGAGAACCACUCAAGAACCUGUGGCCAGAGCAGAAGGUGCUCAGGAGCCUCCAACCAUGGGCAGCAGCAGCAGCACCAGGGAGAAAGCAAGUGCUGUUCUAUCCCAGAUUGUGGCUUCCAUCCAGCCCCCACAGUCUCCUCCUGAAACACCUCAGUCUGGCCCUAAAGCCUGCAGCGUGGAGGAGCUUUAUGCUGUUCCUCCAGAUGCCGACACUGCCAAGAGCACUCCUAAGAGUACACCAGUCCGGCCCAAGUCUCUCUUUACGGCUCAGCCCAGUGGUGAGGCUGAAGCACCUCAGACCACAGAGAGUCCGACCACUAAGGCACACAAAGAUCCACUCUCGAAGAUAGUCACCUCCCCGCCCUCCAAAUUAGUAGCAAGCCCUCAGAAUGAGCCACCCCCUCCUUUCCCUCCUCCACGCUCCACUUCCUCUCCUUACCAUGCAAGUAACCUUUUGCAGAAGCAUUUCACCAACUGGACCAAGCCAACUAGCCCUACCAGAUCCACAGAAGCUGAAUCCAUUUUGCAUUCUGAAGGCAGUAGGAGGGCGACUGAUGCAAAACCUAAACGCUGGAUAUCUUUUAAAAGCUUUUUCCGCCGUCGAAAAGCAGAUGAGGAGGAUGACAAAGAAAAAGAGCGAGAGAAAGGGAAACUGGUAGGCCUGGACGGCACGGUCAUCCACAUGCUGCCCCCUCCACCAGUUCAGCGCCAUCACUGGUUUACAGAAACCAAAGCGGAGUCCAGUGAGAAGCCAUCCAUUGUCUUUAUGUACAGGUGUGACCCUGCCCAAGGUCAGCUCGGUGGGGAGCAGAGCCAGGCAGGCGCUGAGCAGACAGCAGCCAUGGACAAGGGUGGAAUGGAAGAUACUUUUCGACAAGACUCAGAGAAGAAGAAAAGGAGCCAUUCUUCUCCAUCGCACCUUCCUAAAAAAAUGUUCAGUCAUGUGACCCACGAAGUGACAAAAGAGGAUUUUUCUUCUCGGGAUCCAAGAACUGUGGUUGUGAAGCAAGAUGGUGGAGGCUCUGCUUCCAUCACACCAGCAUUGCCCCUACUUUGCAGUGAACUGGAAAAGGAAGAAGAGAAAGAAGAUAAUUCAGAUUCUAUGGAUCUGAGCCCUUGUAGUGCAACCUACAGUAAUUUAGGGCAAUCUAGAGCAGCCAUGAUCCCUCCCAAGCAUCCACGGCAGCCAAAGGCAGCUUCAGAUGAUGCCAUUUCCUUUGGGGGUAAAAUCGACCAAGAAGUACUAAAUGCUUUCCAGCCCACCCCACCCCCACUGCCAAAGAAAAUGAUCAUAAGAGCCAACACAGAGCCACUCUCCAAAGACUUCCAGAAGUCCCUAGAAAGUAGUCUUUAUGUUGUGGCCAAUCCUACUUAUGAUAUCGACCCCAACUGGGAUGCCAGCAGUGCUGGCUCUUCCAUCAGCUAUGAACUCAAGGGACUGGACAUUGAGUCUGGUGACUCCUUGGAAAGGCCUUUGCGCAAGGAGAAACCUCCACCCCUGCCUGCAAACAGCAUCUCCAGCUUCACUCUCAGUUUUAAGGACAGAUUUUCCAACAGCAUGGAGUCCCUGUCCAGCCGGCGUGGUCCCUCCUGCAGACAGGGCCGAAGCAUCCAGAAACCACAGAGACAAGCACUUUAUCGAGGACUUGAGAACCGGGAGGAAGUGGUGGGUAAAAUCCGAAACCUUUAUACAGAUGCUUUGAAGAAAUUGGCUAUUAAAUGCGAAGACCUCUUCAUGGCUGGUCAAAAAGACCAACUCCGUUUUGGGGUGGACAGCUGGUCAGACUUCAGGCUAACGAGCGACAAACCAUGUUGUGAGGCAGGUGAUGCAGUUUACUACACAGCUUCAUAUGCAAAAGAUCCCCUGAAUAACUAUGCAGUCAAGAUCUGUAAAAGCAAGCCUAAAGAAUCGCAGCAGUAUUAUCAUAGCUUGGCCAUCCGCCAGAGUCUGGCUAUCCAUUUUAACAUCCAGCAGGACUGUGGCCAUUUCCUCGCCGAAGUUCCUAACCGCCUCCUUCCCUGGGAAGAUCCUGAUGCCCCUGAAAAGGACGAGGAUAAAGAGGAAGAGCCAGACGAGGAGCUGAAGGGAGAGGCUGAUGGGAAAAGCCCAGAGGCCAGCUCUGAAGCAGAGUCCGCCCAGAAGGAUGGCCAGGGAGACGUGAGCAGGAAGCAGAGGAGCCACGUGGUGGUCAUCACCAGGGAGGUGCCCUGUCUCACGGUGGCCGACUUUGUGCGCGACUCCCUGGCCCAGCACGGGAAGAGCCCUGAUCUGUAUGAGAGGCAAGUGUGCCUCCUGCUCCUGCAGCUGUGCUCCGGCCUGGAGCACCUCAAACCCUACCACGUCACUCACUGCGACCUGCGCCUGGAGAACCUGCUGCUUGUCCACUACCAGCCCGGGGGCCCCACCCAGGGCCUCAGGCCUGCAGAGCCCAGCCCCACCCCGUCUGCUCCCACCAGGCUCAUUGUGAGCAACUUCUCUCAGGCCAAGCAGAAGAGCCAUCUGGUGGACCCCGAGAUCCUCCGGGACCAGUCCCGCCUCGCCCCAGAGAUCAUCACGGCCACCCAGUAUAAAAAGUGUGACGAGUUCCAGACGGGCAUCCUCAUCUACGAGAUGCUGCACCUGCCCAACCCCUUCGACGAGAACCCGGAGCUGAAGGAGAAGGAGUACACGCGGGCAGACCUGCCGCGCAUCCCGCUCCGCUCCCCCUACUCCCGGGGCCUGCAGCAGCUGGCCAGCUGCCUCCUGAACCCCAACCCUUCCGAGCGGAUCCUCAUUUCAGAUGCCAAAGGCAUCCUCCAGUGUCUCCUCUGGGGCCCCCGCGAAGACAUCUUCCAGACCUUCACCACCUCCCCCAGCCCAGCACAGAGGAGCGCCCUUCUUCAGAACUGGCUGGACAUCCGGCGAACGCUCCUGAUGAUCAAGUUUGCCGAGAAGUCCCUGGACAGGGAGGGCGGCGUCAGCCUCGAGGACUGGCUUUGUGCUCAGUAUUUGGCUUUUGCCACUACAGACUCCCUCAGUUGUGUUGUGAAAAUCCUCCAGCACCGUUAG
Messenger RNA from Elephantulus edwardii (Cape elephant shrew), 5253 nucleotides. It is a transcript of the gene PEAK1, whose product is annotated as pseudopodium-enriched atypical kinase 1. Gene Ontology annotation, cellular component: actin cytoskeleton; focal adhesion. The record is from RefSeq and is a predicted model, not a curated record. The transcript has 4 exons. Gene Ontology annotation, biological process: protein phosphorylation. Gene Ontology annotation, molecular function: protein kinase activity; ATP binding. The coding region runs from base 1 to 5253 and encodes 1750 amino acids. Lineage: Eukaryota; Metazoa; Chordata; Mammalia; Macroscelidea; Macroscelididae.